Messenger RNA from Boleophthalmus pectinirostris (great blue-spotted mudskipper), 2701 nucleotides. Its product is annotated as scavenger receptor cysteine-rich type 1 protein M130-like. Lineage: Eukaryota; Metazoa; Chordata; Actinopteri; Gobiiformes; Gobiidae. The transcript is spliced from 10 exons. Bases 53 to 2029 code for a protein of 658 amino acids. Gene Ontology annotation, cellular component: membrane. The record is from RefSeq and is a predicted model, not a curated record.
UCAGUCCUGUUUCAGACCUGGUUCAGUUCUGGUGGAGUUCUGGUUCUUGGACAUGUUCCUCAGGGUGCUGCUCCUGUCCCUCUGGUGUUGGGGGGUCCUGUGUGCAUGGGUCCUGUGUGCAGAAAACAAGAGCUCAGCAGAGUCGUACAGUCUGAGGCUGGUGGGAGGAGCCAGUCGCUGUGAGGGGGAGGUGGAGCUUCAGAGACCAGAUCUGAACUGGACUACAGUGGGUAUAAGUUACAUGACUCUUGGUUUUGGGGCCAGAUUGUGCUCGGCGCUAGACUGUGGCACUGUUGUGUCUGUGGGGCUUAAUUCCGGUCUAGAAAGAGAAGUUGUGAUGGGUGAUCGUUACUGUGAAGAAACAUCUCUGAUGCAGUGUUUUACAACUGGAUUUCACUCAGACAGCAGUCUGCGACUCCAAUGUUCAGACUCGGUGCGGUUGGUCUCGGGGUUCGGUCUGUGUUCAGGAUCAGUGCAGAUCUGGGACGGGUCCUGGACCGGGGUCUGUGACGGGGACUUGGACCAGCGGGGGGCAGAGGUGCUGUGCAGGGAGCUGGACUGUGGGGCUCCUUCUCUCCUCCAGGGGGCGCUCUCUCCUCUGGGGCAGACGUUCCACUGUGAGGGCCAUGAGUCUGCUCUGAAGGACUGUCCCCGCUCCAACUCAAGGACCUGCUCCUCUGGAGCCACUGUCAACCUCACCUGCUCAGAGCCGAUCAGGUUGGUGGGAGGAGCCAGUCGCUGUGCUGGGACUGUGGAGCUGAAACUCAGAGGAGAGUGGAGACGGGUGACUGGGGACUAUAGAUCCUGGAACCAGGAGGACAUAGCUGCUGUGUGCAGAGACCUGGACUGUGGCUUUGCUGUUUAUGGAGGAGUGAGAGAUGAUUUCCCACAGAGUCCUGUGUGGUCGGUCUUUUCUGACUGUGUGAAGACAUUUUCAGUGAGAGGAUGUGUCUUUGGUUCCUACUCCUCCUCUUCCUGGGGUCUGGAGGUGAUGUGUUCAGACUCGGUGCGGUUGGUCUCGGGGUCCGGUCUGUGUUCAGGAUCAGUGCAGAUCUGGGACGGGUCCUGGACCGGGGUCUGUGACGGGGACUUGGACCAGCGGGGGGCAGAGGUGCUGUGCAGGGAGCUGGACUGUGGGGCUCCUUCUCUCCUCCAGGGGGCGCUCUCUCCUCUGGGGCAGAUGUUCCACUGUGAGGGCCAUGAGUCUGCUCUGAUGGACUGUCCCCGCUCCAACUCAAGGACCUGCUCCUCUGGAGCCACUGUCAACCUCACCUGCUCAGAGCCGAUCAGGCUGGUGGGAGGAGCCAGUCGCUGUGCUGGGACUGUGGAGCUGAAACACAGAGGAGAGUGGAGACGGGUGAUUGGGAAAUAUGAAGACUGGGACCAGGAGGACACAGCUGCUGUGUGCAGAGACCUGGACUGUGGCUUUGCUGUUCAUGGACGAAGGAGAGGUGAUUUCCCACAGAGUCCUGUGUGGCAGGUCUCAUCUGACUGUGUGAAGACAUCUUCAGUGAGAGGAUGUGUCUUUGGUUCACGCUCCUCUUCCCGGGGUGUGAAGGUGGUGUGUUCAGAUCUCCUGAAUCGUCCAAUCAUCUCUGUGUCUGUGUUUGACGGGGCGUCCGAGCUCCAGUCUCAGGGGGUGCGGGUGCAGCUGGGCUCAAAGUUCAGGGUCAAAUGCUCCGUGGAGCCACAGUACUCGGGAGGCUCCUUCCAGCUCCUCUCUCCCACUGUGCCCCCCGCUCAGAACCGCACCCUGCCCGCCGUCAAUCACUCUGCACACUUCCUGUUCUCUGACGCUGACCACGCCCACAAAGGAAACUACACCUGUGUUUACCUCCUGCAGGUGUUCAACCACAGCUUCUCCUCUCAGAGCCACAAACUCCAGCUCUCUGUGGGAGAGUCAGACUCAGACCUGAUCAUCAGAGUCGUGGUGAUUCUUCUGUUGAAGCUCCUGUACAUCCUCCCAAUGUCCUACUGCUACUGCAAGGUCAGGGCCAGAGGCGGCGCUAAAGAGAGGCCCGAGCCGUGAGUGAGACCGGUUCAGAUCUGAGUUGAUCCUGUUUCAGAAACAAGUGAUAAAUCAGCCAAUUAUUAGCACCAUUAAUAUCAUUAAUGUCAUUAGUAUCAUAAGCACUGUAGGAGCUAUGUGCUUGUUUUGUUUAUUCUAAAAUUAGUUUAUUAUUUUUGUGUGUGAAUUAGUUUACUCAUUUAGUUUUGUAUAAUAUAUUUUUGCUAUGGUAAUAUUAUGUUUCCUAAUUUGUUUAAUUGUUGUUGUUUUGGUUUAAUCUACUAGUCCGGUUCCUUAUAUACUUUUGUGGGAAUUUUUGGGGGAUUUGCUAACCUAUAUAUUUUUGGAAAGGUUAUAGUAUAUGGAGUCAGAAAAGGAAUGUUUACAUUUGCCCACAUGUUUAUAUGGUGGCCAUAUUGAAUAAAAAAAAAAAUGGCUGCCAUCUCAUUUUGGAAUAUCUCAGCCUCUGAAUCUGUUGAAAUGUUAAUUUUAACCCCUAAAUCCACAUUUUCAGGGUCAGGGAAUCAAAUGGUGCUAGUUACAAAGCUGUAAGACCUACCCACAUUAACCCUUAGAUGAAUAAGUGGGUCAAAAAUGGCCCGGUUUGGUUGGAAUAAUACCAACCUGUCUGUUUUCUUGUAUGUAUCUUUGUAUUUCUGUCAUACAUUUAAUGAAAAAAAAACCAAACAAUAA